GAGUUUCUCGGGGGUGGUGGUGCUGGUGGUGCUCUUAACGCGAAACGCCGACACGUGCUCUGCGGUUCAGGCCCUCCGAAUAAAAAGGCUCGGGAAACGGUUCCUCUCCCUUGGGCGAAAUCACCGCAGAAGAAUCGCCAAACCUCAGCUCUGAGCUGGGAAGUUACGUGGCUUCACCCGAGAGGAAUAAAAGUUGUCGUGAGGACGGUGACAGGUCUUGAGGGUUCUGGGUUUGCGGCGUUUGGCUGGAAGAGGAACUGCCCGGGCUGAGGGGAGCCGUAAGCAGCGGCCUCAGCCCAGGCUGAGCGUGGUGAGAGGGCCCUGGAGCAGGAGGUGGCCCCCCUUGGGCACACGAGGCAGGUUCUGGAAGGGGAGCAGUGGAGCUGUGCUGGGAGAUGGAGCCCAUCAGCCAGCGGGCACAUGGCUGGUGGUGAUGUUGUGGCUGAGCUCAGGGGGAGCUGGAGCACAUCCCCACCUCGGGGUGUUCAGGGAGUCCCUCUAAAAACACCAGCUCUGCUCUGUCUGAUCUCCUCCCUCUGGUGGUGGUGGGAGUUUCGGUGAUCUCCCUUCUGGAGGCCUCAGUAAUGUUCAGUUUUGAGUUCCCGAGGACCACCUGGGCUUUCUGAAGGUGCCUUUUGGCUGGCAGGACAGGGGCUGGGGCCCAGAGCCUGGUGUCCUGGGCCGCUGCAGUCGGAUGCUCGGGAGCAAACAGCAGCUUUGCCUCUCAGGAACUUUGGGGGUGCCUGGAAAAUAAGGCCCAGGGCAGGACAGUGGUGGACAUCUCGAGGUCUCCAGGGGGACUGGCUGCUUUGCUGUAGCUGUAGGUGUUUGUUUUAGACCCACCUGAAGUGUGAACGUGGUGACUGUGAGUGGAGCCUUUCAUGGGAUGCAGGGAGUGAGGGAAAUUGGGUUUUCCUGUCACAUCUUUAACUCCAGUGCUGCAGUGAGGGCUGUGUAAGGCUCGUGCUGUCUCACACGCUGAUGUUUGGGGUCAACCUUGUUUCUCCCUCACAGCCAGGACCCGUGUGCUGUUCACAAUCAAUAAUUAGCUGCAUUAGGAAUAUUAUUAAAAGCACUGGGGAAAAAUGGGAUUGAUAAUGGCUGCUGGGGGCUCUGCUCAGGGGGGUAGGUGCUCCUAAUCCCAUCUGUUUGUAGUUUAUGGGGGAAAUGGAAGUCCGUGUGUUCCAGGUGGGCGAAACGCUGCCCGUGAUGUUUCCUGGUUGGAAAUCCAGGGCUGUGGCCAGCACUGAGCUCUGCUGGCCCUCUCCUCCUGCAGGAAGGGGUCUGGAGGAGGGAAAAUUUCCCUUUCUGGUGAAAGGGGGACUGGAGCAUUAUGACAGUCAAGUCUUUAAAAGCUUAUGAGUUCCCAGAGUCCUGGCCGGUAGCCGCUGCCUCCGCUGAUGUUGUCGGAUGUCAAUAGAGAGAGGUUGAAGGCAACACUUCUAAUGGAGCAGGUGACAUCGAAGGGGGCUGGCUUGAACCCCAACGCCAAAGUGUGGCAAGAAGUCCCCCAGGGGAGUGGUGAGGCCGUGCCCCCCUCAGAUGGCACCGAGCACACGUGGCAGGAGACGGCGGCGGCCCAGGGGACUCCGGCCGAGGGUAACAUAGAGCUCUCAGAGGAGAGCUGCAAGCAGUAUGAAGUGAUGUAUUCCCCGUCCUGUGAAGCCACGAGGAAUGGCACAGGAGCCGACGAAGCCUCCGCCAACGGGAUCGUCCUGGCGACCGAAGACCUGGGAUACCAAAUCUAUGAAGUGUCUGGUGACGGCCCCUCCGCCGUGUCCACGGAAGACAUCAGGGAAUGUUUGAGGAAACAACUUGAAUUCUGCUUCUCCCGUGAGAAUCUUUCAAAGGAUCUCUACUUGAUGUCUCAGAUGGACAGCGAUCAGUUUGUUCCAAUAUGGACAAUUGCCAACAUGGAAGGGAUUAAGAAGCUGACAACGGAUAUGGACCUUAUUCUUGAAGUUCUGAGAUCUUCUCCCAUGGUACAAGUGGACGAGAGAGGGGAGAAGGUCAGACCAAACCACAAGAGGUGCAUCAUCAUCCUCCGUGAGAUCCCCGAGACAACACCCAUAGAGGAGGUGAAGGCCCUGUUUAAGAACGAGAACUGCCCCAAGGUGAUAAGCUGUGAGUUUGCUCACAACAACAACUGGUACGUUACAUUCCAGUCCGACACAGACGCGCAGCAGGCGUUUAAAUACUUAAGGGAAGAAGUGAAAACCUUUCAGGGCAAGCCAGUAAUGGCCAGGAUCAAAGCCAUCAACACGUUCUUCGCCAAGAAUGGUUACCGGGUGCUGGACUCCAGCGUGUACCCCCAGCCCGUGCAGACCCAGGCCCAGUUUGCCUCCCCCCUGUUCAUGCAGCCUGUAUAUAGCCCUCAGCAGUACUCCAUCUACAGCAUCGUGCCUCAGACCUGGUCUCCAAAUCCUGCACCUUACUUUGAGACACCACUGGCCCCCUUUCCCAAUGGUGGAUUUGUGAAUGGCUUUAACACACCAGGAUCAUAUAAAACCAAUGCUGCUUCCCUGAGUAUAGGUCGCCCAUUCCACAGGAAUCGGGUGAAGCCCCAUUUCCGCUCCUCCUCCAGCUCGGAGCACGCGGAGGGGCCGCCCGCCCUCGGGGCCGUGCCCAUGGGGGACCUGGGCAGAGCCAACUCCAGGAGCUUCGUCGUGGAGCGGCACAGCAGCCCCUUGACCGGGCACCAAGACCAGGGGUAUUCCCAGAAGGAUUCUCCCACGGCACAGCUGGAGCAGAACGGGGAUUACGGCGUCGGCAGGGGCAGGAGGAACGUGUUCCGAGGUCGGAGGAGACGGGACGACGACCGGGUUUCAAGACCUCAGCCUUCAGCAGAAACAAAGACUCAGACACCAAAGUUUGACUUGCUUGCAUCAAAUUUCCCACCUUUGCCUGGCAGCACAGCAAAAAUCCCGGGAGAGCCUGUGCUGGAGAGCAGGAUGGCCGACAUUGUGAAAGGAGUCUGCAAAGAGAAGGAAGGCAAAGACUCGCUGCCCACCUGCCCGGCGCCGGCUCCCGAGGAACAGACGCCCAGCGCUGCCCCAGCGCCCGCCAGCAGCGCCAGCUCCCCGAGCCAGAGCGAGCCUGUGCUGCUGAGCGCGGUUCAGCCAGAGAGCAAACCAGAAGAAGCGUCUGCUCCGAAGGACGUGGCCAGCCAGGCUUCCCCACCUUCCCUGUCCCCUGUCAGUGCUGCAAAGCCACCAAGGACAAACACCUCCUCACCUUCUGCUCAAGCAAGUGCAGCUCCUGCUCUGUCGACACAGGAGCCCCGCAAGCUCAGCUACGCCGAGGUUUGCCAGAAGCCCCCGAAGGAGCCGCCCCCGGUGCCCGUCCAGCCCCUGCGGGAGCAUCGCGCCAACAUCGUCCCUCCCGCCAAAGCCGAGGAGGACGCGCCGGCCGAGAGGGCUCCGGAGAAGGCUCCUCCUCCCGAGAAGGCCGAAGGUCGGAUGAAGGAUUACUCCGGGUUCCGUGGCCCUGGAGGAGCUCCCAGGGGAGCCGCCGGGAAAAUCAGGGAACAGAGGCGCCAGUUUGGCCGCAGAUCUUCGCCUCAGGGAGCCCCGCGGCGCGUCGGCAAGGAGCAGUUUGUGCCGCCGCGGUCACCAAAGUAACGCCGGGCCAGCCCGGGAGCCUCUGUUGGGUCGGAGCUGUUGGGCUGAGGAGCAGCAGAGACUGGGAAGGAGGAGGAAGGAAGAUUCAGGAAGGGGAAUUCUGAGCUGGAUGAGCGCGGCUCGUGCCGGAGGAGGAGUUGUGGAGGGUCCCAAAAUUCAUCUCUUUAGAAAAAAAAAA
Molecule: messenger RNA, 3798 nt
Organism: Lepidothrix coronata (blue-crowned manakin)
Lineage: Eukaryota; Metazoa; Chordata; Aves; Passeriformes; Pipridae
Gene: LARP4
Product: La ribonucleoprotein domain family member 4
Exons: 17
Coding region: 1401-3620 (739 amino acids)
Biological process (GO): positive regulation of translation
Cellular component (GO): cytosol; cytoplasmic stress granule
Molecular function (GO): mRNA 3'-UTR binding
Source: RefSeq, a predicted model, not a curated record